AACACACACAUAACGAAAUAUCAUUUAUAUCCGGUGGCGUGAAAUAUAGUAAAAACUGCAAUGGCUUUUAUUUUUGAAAGUGAUCUAAAGGCAUUCUUGUUUUGUUUACUUCAGUUUGUAAUAGCCAUUGUUGUCAGCUAUUCAUUUUCAAAUUACACGAACCCUGAGCAAAGAAAACUGGAGAAAGUUGCUAUGCUUGAAUUAAAAGUAGAACAAACUGAAAAGGAUAUAGAACAAUUGCGGGAUCUUACACGAAGUUUAGAGGGCAAAUAUCAAAAUAUAGAAAGUGUCCACGUACCACUGGUUGCAUUCCAUGUUUAUAAUCCCCUUCAUACAAACUUGGAAGUUGGUCAAGUCAUCGUUUAUCAGACGGUUCCACUGAACGAAGGAAAUGGAUACGAUCGAAAGACUGGCAUCUUUACCACUCCGGUCACUGGUCUAUAUCAAUUUAGCGCACAUAUUUGUAAUCAAGAUAAUGCUAUGUUCGUUUAUGCUAUUGUGCUUGAGGGUGAAACAAUAGCACUGUCCACACAGAGAGAUAUGCCGAGUAGUUGUAAUACUGUUAACGCGUUGACCGUAGCAAGCGCUGGUCAACAAGUCAGCGUUCAGGGUGUACAUAUGUCCAAAUCCUACCAAGUUAUUGAAAAUCCACAUAGGAAAAAUUCAUUCAACGGUGUUUUACUACAUAGGACAUAAGUAGAUGUCGGUCAAUUUUCAGUGAAAAUGAUGAUUUGAUAUAUUUAAUAUGGAAUUUAGACAAGAUAAAACGGUUGGUACAUAGAAUGUGAAUUGUUAGGGACAAUCAAUAAACUGUUUCUGGAUAUGAAAUAAAAAACAAGAAAACCACCAUACUGUAUAUCAUAGAACAGAACAGAGCAUAAUUUUAUAUACAAAUUUAUACAUUGAACAUCGUCUUGUUAUAAUGAAAUUAUGUUUAAUGUUUCUUGGUAAAAUAAAUUGAAUGAAAUAACACGAGUUCAAAUGACAUGUUUGGAAAACGCUUUUAGUAACAGAUUUAUUCGUAAAUGGAAACGAAACUUGUAUGCAACAUUCUGCUGUGUGUGCAGAUUAAAUCAUUAAGAUUCUUUAAACGAGCUGCUCUGAAGUAAAUACAAAACAAAAUAAUUAA
This is a messenger RNA of Ruditapes philippinarum (Manila clam), 1129 nucleotides long. RefSeq lists its product as uncharacterized. The record is from RefSeq and is a predicted model, not a curated record. Lineage: Eukaryota; Metazoa; Mollusca; Bivalvia; Venerida; Veneridae. The transcript is spliced from 2 exons. Bases 61 to 696 code for a protein of 211 amino acids. Gene Ontology annotation, molecular function: protein binding.